GCGGGGGUUUGGGCCGCGGAUCUGCUCGGCGCCGGCGGCGGCCGCGGCAGGGGUCGCUCCGGGCCGGGUCAGGGGCACUGUCCCCGAGGCGAUGAUGGGCAAGGAGGAGGAGAUUGCGCGGAUCGCCCGGAGACUGGACAAGAUGGUGACCAAGAAGAGCGCGGAAGGGGCCAUGGACCUGCUGCGGGAGCUGAAGGCCAUGCCUAUCACACUGCACCUGCUCCAGUCCACCCGUGUCGGGAUGUCUGUCAACGCCCUGCGGAAGCAGAGCUCAGAUGAGGAGGUCAUUGCACUGGCCAAGUCCCUCAUCAAGUCCUGGAAGAAGCUCCUAGAUGCCUCUGAUGUCAAAACCAGGGAUCGAGGGAGGGGCAUGUCUUUACCCACAUCGUCCUCAAAGGAUGGCUCCGAGGCUGUGGACCCCAGCCGCAAGAGAUUAGAGCUGCCCAGGACGCCCUCCACCCCAAGGAUCACCACAUUUCCCCCAGUCCCUGUUACCUGUGAUGCUGUGCGCAACAAAUGCCGUGAGAUGCUGACGGCCGCUCUGCAAACGGACCAUGACCAUGUGGCUGUUGGUACGGACUGUGAACAUCUGUCGGCUCAGAUCGAGGAGUUCAUCUUCCGGGAUGUGGGAAACACAGACAUGAAGUACAAGAACCGUGUGCGGAGCCGUAUCUCCAACCUGAAGGAUGCCAAGAACCCGGACCUGCGGCGGAAUGUGCUGUGUGGCGUCAUCCCGCCCCAGCGGAUUGCUGUGAUGACGUCAGAGGAGAUGGCCAGUGAUGAGCUGAAGGAGAUCCGUAAGGCCAUGACCAAGGAGGCCAUCCGAGAGCACCAGAUGGCCCGCACAGGUGGCACACAGACAGACUUGUUCACCUGCGGCAAGUGCAGGAAGAAGAACUGCACCUACACACAGGUGCAGACGCGCAGCUCUGAUGAACCCAUGACCACCUUUGUUGUCUGCAAUGAGUGUGGAAACCGCUGGAAGUUCUGCUGAACCCUGUGCAGAUGUGCUGCUGCUGCGGGCCAUGGUUCCAGCGUUUUCAGUGAACACAGCUUCUUUGGAGACCCUUCUGAAGGCAGCAUGCCCUGUCCCAAGCCUGCCUGCCUGCCAUGCACCUUUCUGCCCUUUGCCCUCAUUAUUAAAUGUUUUGUUUUGCCUUCUUG
This is a messenger RNA of Dipodomys ordii (Ord's kangaroo rat), 1164 nucleotides long. It is a transcript of the gene Tcea2, whose product is annotated as transcription elongation factor A (SII), 2. Lineage: Eukaryota; Metazoa; Chordata; Mammalia; Rodentia; Heteromyidae. The transcript is spliced from 10 exons. Gene Ontology annotation, biological process: DNA-templated transcription; transcription elongation by RNA polymerase II. Gene Ontology annotation, cellular component: nucleus. Bases 92 to 994 code for a protein of 300 amino acids. The record is from RefSeq and is a predicted model, not a curated record. Gene Ontology annotation, molecular function: zinc ion binding; nucleic acid binding.